Messenger RNA from Neurospora hispaniola, 1545 nucleotides. Its product is annotated as PNK3P-domain-containing protein. The transcript is spliced from 5 exons. The record is from RefSeq and is a predicted model, not a curated record. Gene Ontology annotation, biological process: DNA repair. Lineage: Eukaryota; Fungi; Ascomycota; Sordariomycetes; Sordariales; Sordariaceae. Gene Ontology annotation, molecular function: double-stranded DNA binding; ATP-dependent polydeoxyribonucleotide 5'-hydroxyl-kinase activity; polynucleotide 3'-phosphatase activity. The coding region runs from base 1 to 1425 and encodes 474 amino acids.
AUGGCACCUACAAAACGUCCUGCAGCUGAAGGCGAUCGCUCGAUUUCUCCUCCGCCCUUGAAGCGCAAAGCCCAAACCGCCAUCUCAAAGAGUGCGGUCGCAAGCUUCUUUACCCCCGUAUCCCAGAAACCAAAGGACCGAACCACCUGGACAGAGAAAAGCCCCGAUGCCGACUCGCCUGCCACCCUUCUUGUAGCCAAGUACGUCCCGGAAGGAUCGCCGACGAACGAUGAAUCAGUGAAUACAACAGUCAAGAGGAGGAAGAUUGCAGCCUUCGAUCUUGACUCGACCCUGAUUACAUCGGCCUCUGGCAAGAAACACUCCCACGACGCAGCCGACUGGAAAUGGUGGCACCACUCGGUCCCUGGUCGCUUGCGAAAGCUAUACCAAGUCAUAAUCUUCACCAACCAAGGCGGCCUAACCCUCCACGCCUCUCCAUCCUCCACCACCUCCUCCAAACCCAAGACCCCCAAAGCCCAACUCGACCGCGUCCCCCAAUUCAAGCAAAAAUGCUCCGCCGUGCUCUCCCAGCUCGACAUCCCCACGACGCUCUACGCCGCGACAAGCAAGGACAUCUACCGCAAGCCACGCCCCGGGAUGUGGCUAGAGAUGAAGGCCGACUACAACUUGGUCAACGACGACGACAUCGACCUCGAGAACAGCAUCUUCGUCGGCGACGCCGGCGGUCGCCAGUCGGAGCUUCCACCAAAUAGUAAUGGGCGUAAAGCGACCGCAACUCCCAAAGACUUUAGCUGCUCAGACCGCAACCUAGCGCACAACGUGGGCAUCAAGUACCAAACGCCCGAGGAGUUCUUUUUGGGGGAGGAGCCGAGGAAUUUCACCAGGGAUUUCGACCUUGUCAAAUACCCUUAUCCCUCCUCACCUACCACUACCGAUACAGACUCCUCGAAAAAAGAAAUCCUCUUCACCAAAAUCUCCCCCCAGGAACUAGUCCUCUUCGUCGGCCCCCCUGGCGCCGGCAAGUCGACCUUUUACUGGCGGCACCUGAAACCGCUUGGUUACGAGCGGGUCAACCAGGACGUGCUGAAAUCCAAAGACAAGUGCCUCAAGGCAGCGACCGAGUAUUUGAAGGAAGGCGACUCGGUGGUGGUGGACAACACCAAUCCCGAUCCGGAUACCCGCAAGCAGUGGGUUGAGCUCGCGAAGAAACAGGGGGUGCCGGUUCGGUGUGUGUGGUUUCGGACGCCGUUGGUUGUUUGUGAGCACAAUGAUGCCGUGAGAGCGUUGAAUAAACCACUUAAUCCCGAAUCCCGAACAUCACUCCCGAAGCUUGCCUUCAACAGCUUCAACGCCCGGUUCAAGGAGCCCAAGGUCAAAGAAGGCUUCCAGGACGUUACCGAGGUGGACUUCAAGUUCAGAGGAACCAAAGAGGAAUAUGAAAUAUGGGGGAAAUACUGGAUUUAGGGCUUAGUCAUGAUAGGUCUUGAUGUUGCGCAUGUUAGCAAAUACCCGAUGUUGCAAGUCUUUGCCCUUCCAGUUUCAAUCUCAGCCUUGUUAUUGCUUGAUAACCCACCAUGUAGACAA